Messenger RNA from Alligator mississippiensis (American alligator), 6510 nucleotides. RefSeq names its product membrane associated ring-CH-type finger 2 (gene MARCHF2). The record is from RefSeq and is a predicted model, not a curated record. The coding region runs from base 507 to 1247 and encodes 246 amino acids. NCBI's taxonomy places the organism in Eukaryota, Metazoa, Chordata, Crocodylia, Alligatoridae. The transcript is spliced from 6 exons. Gene Ontology annotation, molecular function: ubiquitin-protein transferase activity; zinc ion binding. Gene Ontology annotation, biological process: protein ubiquitination.
GCCAGCCAGCCCUGCUGGCCUGCUUGAGCUCCAUGGCAUUGAUUCAGCUGCCCCUCUCCCAACAGGGAGCCAGUGCCCCAGAAGACUCAGCCUGUGGCAGGAUAAAUCCCGCUUCCAAGGAUGGUCUGACACCUGCAAAUGAUGGCAAUGGCACCUUGGGACCAGAUAAUAGCCCAAGGAUGCAGUUAGAGACUGCUGUCCAGAAAGCUUCCAUGCAGAGGAAAUCCUUGCUGCCAGAAAGAUGGACACGCUGGCAUCUCUGACAGAAACGUGAUGUUCCUGGGUUGUGGAGGCCAGGCAGUGGAGGAAAGAAGAGUGGAUGUAUCACUGCCAGUGCUUGCAGGCACAGGUUCAAGGAGUCGCAGUGCACUGCUACGUGGCUUACUGUGCAGCAUGCAGAGACCAAGGAUCGCUAUGCAGCCUUUGCUCAGAGAACAAAUGAAAUAAUCAGGCCUAUCAUGACUGUGAGGUUCAGUCUCUGAAGGAGUUGGGUGCUCUUUGUUGCCAUGACGACAGGCGACUGCUGCCACCUUCCCGGCUCAUUGUGUGACUGUCCGGGAAGUGCCACUUUGUCCAAGUCCGUUGAAGAGUCCGACAUUGGGCGACCCCAGUACAUUACCCAAGUGACCGCAAAAGAUGGGCGACUGCUCUCAACAGUGAUCAAAGCGCUGGGAGCACAGAGUGAUGGACCCAUCUGUCGAAUCUGUCAUGAAGGUGGAAACGGGGAGGGACUGCUUUCUCCAUGUGACUGUACAGGAACACUGGGGACCGUGCACAAGAGCUGCCUGGAAAAAUGGCUGUCCUCCUCCAACACUAGUUACUGUGAGCUCUGCCACACAGAGUUUGUCGUAGAGAGAAGACCAAGGCCCUUGACUGAGUGGCUGAAGGAUCCUGGUCCUCGAAAUGAGAAGAGGACUCUCUUCUGCGACAUGGUGUGUUUUCUGUUCAUUACGCCGCUGGCAGCGAUCUCAGGCUGGUUGUGUCUUCGUGGAGCACAGGAUCACUUACAGUUCAACAGCCGGCUGGAGGCCAUUGGACUCAUAGCACUUACUAUAGCACUUUUUACUAUCUAUGUCCUUUGGACGCUGGUUUCAUUCCGCUAUCAUUGCCAGCUUUAUUCGGAGUGGAGAAGGACCAAUCAGAAAGUCCGCUUAAUGAUUCCAGACUCCAGGAGCCCCCAUCCAGUUCAGCAUUCCCUGCUCUCUGCCAAGCUCAUGAAGAAGAAUGCAGACGAAACCACCGUAUGAAUCGUCCCACACCAGGCGUCCUCCCAAAUGGGACAGAUGUGCACAAGAUGUGCAAAGAUGAGCACAUCUUUUCGGGAACUUCCACAGAAAAGCAGAUGUAAUCUUUUUCUGCGUGCAAGAAAUGUGGCAGCUGUGGAGCCUCAAGAAAACAGUCAUCCGAACCAAAGGGACUUUGCAGUUAGCUCAUACUUUAUAUUGAGACAGACAAGCAGAUGAUAACUGUCUGCUGUGUGCAGUGGCCCAGAAUGGCUCUGCACCCAUAGUGACAGAAAGCAAAACAUGCUGAUCAGUUGGGACUCUUUCCUAAAACUGAAUAUGUUAUGUGGAAAAUCUCUCUCAUUUAUAUAUAUAUAUAUAUAUAUAUAUAUAUAUAUAUAUAUAUAUAUAUAUAUAAAUAUUAUUUUAAUGGUCGUGCAUAUUGUGUUCCAGUCCCUUUGUGUUAAUAUAGAUGGUGUUCUAAGCUUCAGUAUAGAAGCUGGCAGCCUGAUCUCAUUCAGAGGUUGAAUCUAUGCCUUUUCUCAAAAUGAGCAUAUAAAGAACACUUCUCAUUGAACCUUGUGAAAAUUCCCUUCACCUUUGCACUAAAUGGGUUUUGAUAUGGUUGCAGAAGGCUUUCCCUAUUAUUCUUAAUUUUCUUUAAUGGUGUUACUGUCCUUUCUCAAAAGUUGUGUUUUUAAUAAUUAUAAUACCAGGAGUAAAAUGACAUAAUACUGAAUGAAGACCUUUUUUAUUGUAAAAUGCUGUGAUUAUGAGUUUUCAAAACAAGUCUUAGAACAAGAACACUUUGUCACUUGCAGCAGUAAGCUCAUAAAAUACUCCCACCCAAACACCACCAUCAUCAUUUUAUCCCUAGACCUUUGAUGUGUUUAGUUCUUGAUAUGAAAGUGCUCCUGCUAAACAGAACUGUGGAGGUGCUUAAAGAAUGUGAUUCUAAAAUCAUUGUAAGUACUAGGGACGGUCCAUUCAAGGCACCCAAAUUUGGUAUUUAAAGGUGAGGAGAAGAGCUGUAGCUGCCUCUAAAAGAGCAGAGUGGGUUUGCUGGUUGUAUUUCCAAUGGUUAAUGGUGCGCUCAUCUUGCAAAAAAAAAAAAAAGAAGACAGUAGCUUACUGGGCUGUAUAAAUCGAAGCAUCACUUGUAAGGCAAGGGAAGUGAUUCUUUUACUUCCUUUGGCACUUGUAAGGCCUCUCAUGUCCAGUUUUGGGCACUGCACUUCAAGAAAUAUUUGGACAAACUAGAAAGCGUCAAAGCGAGCAAAAAAAAAUAUGGAGGUCUAGGAAAUAGGAUUUACAAGGAAAGGUUAAAAGAACUGGGAUUAUUUAGUCAAAAGAAGAGAAGACUCAGGGGAGAAGUGAAAAUAGUUUUCAAAUACCUGAAAGUUUGUUACAUGGAGGGUAGUGAUAAACUAUUGUUCUUGGACCCAGGUAACAGGACAGGGAACAAUGGUCUCAAGUAGCAGCGAGGGAAAUUUAAGUCGGAUAUUAGGAAAAACUCUCAUUAUGAGGCUUGAAACAAGUAACCCAGAGAAGUUGUGGUAUCUCCAUCCCUGGAAGUUUUUAAGAGCAGGAUAGACAAGCAUUUGGCUGGGAUGUUGUAGUCACAGCUAAUCUUGGCUUGAACAUGGGAUUGGACUAGAUGGCUUCCUGAGGUCUCUUCCAGCCCUGCUUUUCUGUGAUUCUAUGGUAGGCCUUUCUCCUUCUGUAAGUUAAACACAAACUAGCAUUAACGAUGCAGUGACGCUGUCAGUCAUGUACCUUACAGGGUACGUCCACACCGUGUGGCCCAUGCAGCAGGGAGGGGAAGCCUCAGAAUGCUGUAUGUAUCUGGGCUGCCCAACUUCUACGCGACUGGGGGUUGAAUGUCUCAUGGACUGCACCAGGGUGAGCCACAGGCCCCCCAGGCCACCCAGCACCCAGCUUGUCCCCCACAGCUGUACCACACGCCCAUGCCCUCCCUCUCGCAGCCGCACCAUGCGCCGACAUCCCGUCCCCAUGCUGUACCAUGCAGACUCAGGCUCAUUCUCAGCUUCCUGGGCCAUGCUGUGCUGCACUGCUCUAUCCCCUGGGGCCAGGCCAGGCAGUGAAAGCCAGCGGAGGGAAAAGGAGGCUGGAGUGAUAGGGAGAGUGGUGGCUGGGCAGGAACCCAGUUGAACAGCCCUGUUCUACAGCUGGCUGUGCUCAGCAGUGCUGACUGGAUAACAUUGUUUUGGUUAAAAAACACAAACAGGAUGGUAGUAAGAAUAUGCUCUAGAAAGGGUCUAGUCCUCCCCAGCAACCUUCUGAGUAUAACCCCACUUAUAAUCCUAAAGCAGGGCUGUCCCACUUGCAGUAGCUGGAGGCCGCACCCUGUGCAGGCCACAAGUGUGCAAGCCAAGUGCCACUCCCCAAGGUGGGCAGCCCCUUUCCCUACUCCACUGUGCAUGUGGACAUUUCCCUUACCAUGUCACUGUCCCUGGGCAGUCCUCCCCACCCCAGUGUUUCACCACAUGCAGGCAGUUCCCCCCACCAUUUCAUUGCACGGGGUGGUAGGUGGUAGCCCCAACCAUGCAUGCACAUGGGAAGCCUCCCACCCCCCCCAACUCACCAGCCGCAGGCUGAAAUACACUGCCAGAUCUGGUGCACUGUUACCCUCUGGGGCAGGUGUAGGAAACAGAAGCUGGCAGAAUAGUCCAGAGCCCCUGACUGCUGCUGUGGCUAGAGUGAUGGGGAGAGAUGGCUGGGUGGGAGCUCAGAAGUGGUGGGCGGAUGCAGAGUUUAACACCUCUCAGACCAUGUGAGGCUUGCGAGCCACCAGCUGGACGGCCCUACUAUAUAUUAAACUUCUGUAUGCACUUCUUCUGCAGCCCCAGGUGUUUCUUUUUAGGGAGACACUAAAAGAUCUGCCUGAGUUUUGCCCUUGACCACACAGUCAUUCAGAGGAGAAUGGACUUCUAGGUCUAGCCCAUGGCUGGAGUUCCUCUACAUGCGUCCUUUGCAUCCAGUUUUCUCUCCAAUGCAUUUAGGAAAUGGCCAUUAACACCUCUUGGUGGCAGUUCUGCCCUGUGACUUUGCUUCCAGUGAUUCUUCUUUAAUAGCUAGUUUAAAUAUCCUUCUUCUUGUCUUUGGCCUUUUACCUGUCUCAUCCCCAUCCAUUGCCCUGCUUCUGUGAUCCCUAAAUAAUCCCUUCUGUAUUGAAUGUUCUGUUUCUCUGCCUCCCAGAACCUGUUGCUGGUCUGUAGGUGUGCGGGAGCAGCGAGGCUGGGUAGGUAUUCUGGACAGCAAGAGUCUGAGAACUGGACCUUUCAGUUCUAAAGGUAAAUAUCAAAGAACAUGUAUAAGGAAGGGGGCAUGAGCAAUCUUGAGGAAUAUGGAAUUAAUAAAGUACCUUAGCCUCCGGGGAAUCCAGAUCCGUGGUUGAGAUUGUGCAAAGGGGUCUGAACCAGGUAGUCAGAGUCACAUGUCUACUCCAACAUGAUAUCCAUAUCUGCACUCCAGGUCAAGAAGAAGGUCAAGAGCUGCGGAGUCCAGAUGCACAACAAGAAAGGCAGGGGUGAGGUAUUGGGAUCCAGGGUGGGAGCAGGGCUGGAGCUGAGGCAGAAGCAGGACCAAGCUACUACUGGAUGUAAGACAUUAAGCAGCCAGCCAGAGCCCAAAUGAAGGGCCUGGGCUUAUAUACUCAGCCCAGCUGGCUCAGCAACCGGCCAGCUUGUUGUUGACUGCUGGUGCUGCUCUCGGCCAGGUUUGGGUUGUGGUGCUACACACCCCUCAUGAGAGAUGCUCGUACACAAUGGUUCUGAAACUUGAGUUGCCGAACCCGCAAUAGGACUCGAGCGGACUCGCCCUGUAGUUCCUGCUCGGCUGGAUUCCAAACCCCAAGUGCCAGUUCCCAUUCUCUCCAACCUGACCGUGAGCCUAGAUCCUUCCCCUUUAGAGACUCUUACCAUGUUCCUCUCUGAUUGGCAAUACGGACCUCAUCAGUCAUGCUGGACUGUCAGGUCUCUCUGCUGGAAUGGCUCCAGCUGGCCAGAGCUUUGAUGUGGGCCUGGGCUUUCCUCCUACAUCUGCCCUGUUGCGGUCUUUCUGACUGAUGAUGGGAUGUGGCAGAACAGGCUCUGUUCUUUUCUAGCUGAGUUCUGUACUUCCAUCACGGCCUGAGAAGCCUCCUCUCCUAAUGUGAACAAGUUUCUUUUGAUUCUUGGAACUGCCGUUCUUUUGGCACCAACAUGCUACAGAAGUUUUGGGCCCAUCGUGCCAUUGCUGCCUGUCUCCUCCUUGUCUCCCAAGAAAGCUCUUUUUUUCUACUCUCCUGCCCUCUUCCCUUCCAGUAGCCUUCCGUUUAUCUCCCAUAUCUGGUUAUAUCUUGACUCUCCAGAGGCUGUCUCGCCCUCUGACAUUGCUGUUGAUCUCCCUGUUGAUCUUCACUGUGCUGUUAAAAGGAGGCCUCAGGGCUACUGUGUGGCUUUGCGUGGCAAUCCAAAUCCUGUUAGUCCUGGUAUGAAAGCAGCAUUUUCAGAGAAGCCUGUGUGGACUCCUGGAAGCUCCAGGCUGUUCCAAAGAUUUGCCCAGGUCCAUUAGUGUUACACAACAUCCACUAGCACUUACAGCUAGGUUAUGUGAAAAUGCUCCUGUUUGCUUCCAGGCACAGCAGGUCCUAACUGGCAGCUGCUGCCCAGUCCAAACCUCUUUCCUCAUCAGUGUUUUCCACACCUCUGCUCCGUGCUCCACCAGGGGUGUGAUGUGGUGACUCCAUUUCCUGUGUGGAGACAUCUGCACUUCUGGGGCAUUUUAUUCUCUAUUGUCAAUAAGAGAAACUUUAAAAGAAAUUUGACCUCAGACCCAACCAGCUGAUAGAGCAGAUUCUUUGACACAUUAGCUCAGGUAUAACUGUGACAAUAUAGUCCACUGUCAUAUGCACAUCCAUGUGACAUGUUAAUAUAACCAGUCUUUCAGAUAGGAAACCUGUCAUUGCUGGCACAAAGACAGUUGUAUAAACUGAGAGUCCCUGUCCAGAGCAGGGAGGGCUGUGGAUCCACCUCUCCCACUGGGAUUGUAGCUCUGUUUUUCCUGCUGCAUCCUUGUACUUCUGGCAUUUGCCAAGUCAUGAGAGUUGUUGCAUAUGCCCCUGUAAAACGAUACCAGCCUUUUGAAUUUUCUAGGGCCUCCUGCUUCCCAGCGGAGAUGUGUAGCUCUUGUGGAGUCUGGAAGGUCUGUCUCUGAUCUCUCACGUUCUAGUGUCAUAGGGGAAAUACACCAUGUGAUUAUGUAAAUAAAAAUGAAAUGACUUUUA